AUGUCGGUAUUGGGGUUUUGCCUGCUCCACCAAGGAUAUUUUCCUAUCUCAAUGAAAAAUCAGAAAUAUACUCUUGAUCUUCUAUUUGAAACAGGGAUGUUGGGUUGUAACCUUUCAAAUGCUCCUCUUGAAGCAAAUGUUCAUAUUUCUAGCAAGACCGAUGAUCUAGUGGAUAAGGGUCAGUAUCAGCGAUUCGUUGGAAAGCUGAUUUACCUAUCCCACACUCAUCCAGACAUUGCCUUUGAUGUUAGUCUGGUAAGCCAGUAUAUGCAUGAUCCUUAUUCCUCACACUUAGAAGCUGUGUUUUGGAUCUUGUGCUACCUGAAGUUUGUACUAGGAAAGGAAAUCCUCCUGUCUUCCCAUGGUUAUUUACAAGUUGAGGCCUUUACCGAUUCUGAUUGGGCCAGUUCUCUAGAUUAUCGACGAUCUACCACAGGUUAUGGUACUUUUGUGGGUGACAACUUGGUUACUUGGAGGAGUAAGAAGCAGGCAGUUUUUGCUCGGUCUAGUGCUCAAGCUGAAUUUCUCGUCAUGUCUCAUGGCAUCUACGAGUUGAUGUGGCUUCAAGGUCUCUUGAAAAUCUAG
Telopea speciosissima is the source of this 585-nucleotide messenger RNA. RefSeq lists its product as uncharacterized. The record is from RefSeq and is a predicted model, not a curated record. The transcript has a single exon. NCBI's taxonomy places the organism in Eukaryota, Viridiplantae, Streptophyta, Magnoliopsida, Proteales, Proteaceae. The coding region runs from base 1 to 585 and encodes 194 amino acids.